AUGACGACCACCUCCCCAAUCGGGCUUGCGCCGAUUCGAACUACAACUGCUUCCAUUUCAACUACAACUUACCAACCCUGCACGUGGAGAGGACAUUGUCUAGGAGCGGCAUGUUUCACGAACGAGGACUGCGACAAUGACUGGGUCUGUCGGAACAAGGUCUGCAGUCCGUGCUGCGAAAGCGAUGUCGCAUCCCCAUCGUCUACUUCCGUCUCUCCUACGGCAACUCUUCCAGCCACUGGAGACCAUCUCAAUCAGCUCGGCACUGCAGGAGCUGUCGGGAUUGGCAUCGGUAUUGUGGCACUCGUCUCUGCAACCAUAGGCAUUGCAUGCUGGUUAUGGCGUAGACGACGUCGAAAACCUUCUAUUAGGAGUGCGCCUUCUCUCACAUCUACAACACCAUCAAGCCUCCAACGGCCUAGAUCAGCAUCAGACGAUCGCAAACGACUCAUCGGGCGUCGCUCGCACGGGGAACUAGAACUCGAUGCCCCACAGAAGCCGGGUGAACUCGAAUCUAUAGAGCUUCUGGAGCUCGAGGGUAAUCAUGAAUGGCCCAUCCCAAACUCGACAUAUAAGCCUCCAAUUGUGGUUCCUCAGCGGACUGUUGCGCGCCAGCGAUAUCGCUUCGAGGAAUACGAGAUAUCACCGGAAGCUCUCACACGCGGGGAGUUGAGCUUUUCACCUGUCUCGGCUCUCACUCCUGAAGGGACUUUCGUCAAUUUGGGGCGCAUACAGAACAUGGGGGAUGUUGAUGCUGAGCAACUACCAGCCCUCGACAACCGUGGCAGGGGUGAUGCAUCACACUCCUCGCAUAGCUUGUCUCGGUGGCCCAAUACAAUAUAUAGCUCCUCGUCGGACACGCCGCGAUGA
Messenger RNA from Westerdykella ornata, 870 nucleotides. RefSeq lists its product as uncharacterized. NCBI's taxonomy places the organism in Eukaryota, Fungi, Ascomycota, Dothideomycetes, Pleosporales, Sporormiaceae. The record is from RefSeq and is a predicted model, not a curated record. The transcript has a single exon. The coding region runs from base 1 to 870 and encodes 289 amino acids.